UACCUCUAAUAAGUUGGUCAAAGACCAUAUAUGGAGUCUCUUUGAAUAUGUUAUUUUGCUUGAAAGAUUUAUAUGUGAACCAUUUUUGAAGCUCUUACCUAAUCAAAAUUCAAGACCCUUUAACCAAUUAAUAUACAACAUUAUUAUAUAUAUGUAUAAAUACUUGACCUUCUCAUUAUUAUGAUCAUCUCAAUAUACCAUAUAUCAUAUAACUUAAGCAAGAGUUUGGAGUCAUAAAAGAGAGUAAAAUGGCUCCAACACACAGAUUUUUUUUCAAUCCUUUUACUAUUCUUUUCUUGGGUUUUCUCAUCAGCUUUAUUAUGAUAUAUUUUCCUGCAGAAGCUGCCAUUAAAAAAUACAACUUUGAUAUUCAAAUGAAGAAUGUGAGUAGGUUAUGUCAUGCAAAGCCUAUUGUGACUGUAAAUGGAAGGUUUCCAGGGCCAACUAUAUAUGUCAGAGAAGGAGACAGACUUCAAAUUAAUGUGACAAAUCAUGUUAAAUAUAACAUGUCCAUUCAUUGGCACGGAAUGAAGCAAUAUCGAAAUGGUUGGGCAGAUGGACCGGCUUACAUAACACAGUGUCCAAUCCAAACAGGGAAUAGUUACACUUAUGAUUACAAUGUAACAGGACAAAGAGGAACACUUUGGUGGCAUGCUCAUAUACUUUGGUUGAGAGCCACAGUGUAUGGUGCAAUUGUUGUGAUGCCCAAACAAGGAACUCCAUUCCCAUUCCCACAGCCAAACAGGGAAUUUGAAGUUGUGCUAGGAGAAUGGUGGAACUCUGAUGUUGAAACAAUUGUUAAGCAAGGGAAUGCAAUGGGUUUGCCACCAAAUUCAUCAGAUGCACACACCAUAAAUGGAAAGCCAGGACCACUAUUUCCAUGCUCUGAGAAACAUACUUUUGCAAUGGAGGUUGAACAAGGGAAGACAUACCUAUUGAGAAUAGUAAAUGCUGCACUAAACGACGAAUUAUUUUUUGCUCUUGCGGGCCAUAACAUGACUGUGGUCGAAGUAGACGCAGUUUAUACAAAACCCUUUAUGACACAAGCAAUAUUAAUAGCACCAGGUCAAACGACAAAUGUUCUGGUCAAGGCUAGCCAAGCACCUGGCCGAUACUUUGCAGCAGCUAGGCCAUUCUUAGAUGUGCCACUUCCCGUAGACAACAAAACAGCCACCGCCAUAUUCCAAUACAAGGGUAUCCCAAACACUGUUAUCCCAACUCUACCCCAACUUCCUGCACAAAAUGACAGUUCGUUUGCAUUGAACUACAAUAAAAAACUCAAGAGCUUAAACACACCAAAAUUUCCUGCUAAUGUUCCGUUAACUGUUGAUCGAAACCUCUUUUACACUAUUGGUUUAGGAAAAGAUUCUUGUCCCACUUGUCUUAAUGGGACUCGACUUGUUGCUUCGCUCAACAACAUCUCCUUCAAUAUGCCACAAAUUGGGCUUCUUCAAGCCCAUUACUUCAACAUUAAAGGAGUUUUUAAGACUGAUUUUCCUGAUAAACCUUCAACUCCUUUUAAUUAUACUGGUGCCCCACUCACAGCCAAUUUGGGGACUUUAGUGGGUACUAGAGUUAGCAAGAUUAAAUUUAAUUCUACUGUUGAGUUGGUUUUACAAGAUACUAAUCUUUUGACUGUCGAGUCUCAUCCAUUUCAUUUACAUGGAUAUAACUUUUUCGUGGUGGGAACUGGUAUUGGAAAUUUCAAUCCUGCUAAGGAUCCAACUAAGUACAACUUGAUUGAUCCCGUUGAAAGAAAUACUGUUGGCGUGCCUACUGGAGGUUGGACCGCCAUUCGAUUUAGAGCUGAUAAUCCAGGAGUAUGGUUCAUGCAUUGUCAUUUGGAGCUCCACACUGGAUGGGGAUUGAAAACAGCUUUUGUUGUUGAGGAUGGACCAAGAUCAGAUCAAACGGUUCUGCCUCCACCUAAGGAUCUUCCAUUCUGUUAACAAUAAUAAUAACAAUUAAUAACAACUAAUUGUUGUUAAGCAAAAUAAAAAAAAUAAUUACUAAUUGUUCAAAACAUUUGCUUUUUUCUUUCUUUUUUAUUUUAAAAAAAAUUAUUGUAUGCAUUCAUUAUAUAGUUUUUUAUGUUGCAAAAAUGGCACAAAUUGUUAUGUGUAUAACCUAUGAAAGUUGUAGGUUGUUUGUUUAUAAUUUAGUGUGGAAUUUGAGGAAUGUGAACAAAUUGUAAGAAAGAAAAUAUUUGUAACAUUUCUAUUGAGAUGAAUAAAAUACACAAAUACCUUUAUUGUC
Molecule: messenger RNA, 2256 nt
Organism: Cannabis sativa
Lineage: Eukaryota; Viridiplantae; Streptophyta; Magnoliopsida; Rosales; Cannabaceae
Product: laccase-11
Exons: 5
Coding region: 249-1949 (566 amino acids)
Biological process (GO): lignin catabolic process
Cellular component (GO): apoplast
Molecular function (GO): hydroquinone:oxygen oxidoreductase activity; copper ion binding
Source: RefSeq, a predicted model, not a curated record